This is a messenger RNA of Phaeodactylum tricornutum CCAP 1055/1, 1211 nucleotides long. RefSeq lists its product with no specific name. The record is from RefSeq and is a predicted model, not a curated record. Gene Ontology annotation, molecular function: RNA binding; structural constituent of ribosome. Bases 18 to 1211 code for a protein of 397 amino acids. Lineage: Eukaryota; Bacillariophyta; Bacillariophyceae; Surirellales; Neidiaceae. The transcript has 2 exons. Gene Ontology annotation, cellular component: ribosome; cytosolic large ribosomal subunit. Gene Ontology annotation, biological process: translation.
GAAGUGUGGUGUAUGGUAUGCCGUCUCACGCCCCGUUUUACAUCGAGCAUCUGCUAUAUGCGCCUUCACAACAAUCUAGCAAACCAGAAACCAUGGCCGCCCGUCCUCUCGUCAGCGUCUUUUCUCUCUCCGGUGACAAGUCCGGAGAUGUGAGUCUUCCUGCUGUAAUGACGGCUCCUCUGCGCCCGGAUAUCGUUCAGUUUGUGCACACCAACAUGAACAAGAACCAUCGUCAGGCGUACGCUGUUAACAUUCGCGCCGGAAAGCAAGUUGUCGCGUCGUCUUGGGGUACUGGACGUGCUGUCGCCCGUAUUCCUCGUGUUGGUGGAGGUGGUACUUCCCGUUCUGGACAGGGUGCCUUUGGUAACAUGUGCCGUGGUGGACGCAUGUUCGACCCCACCAAGACCUGGCGCAAGUGGAAUAAGAAGAUCAACAUUUCGCAGAAGCGUUAUGCCGUUGCUUCUGCCCUAGCUGCCACCGCCGUCCCGGCUCUUGUGAUGUCCCGUGGGCAUGUCGUCGACAACGUUCCGGAAAUUCCCCUCGUUGUGGAAAACGCCGUUGAGUCUGCCAAGAAGACCUCGGCCGCGAAAGACAUCCUCUCCGCCAUUGGUGCCUUGGAUGAUGUCGAAAAAGCGGGAGAAUCGAAGCAAAUCCGUGCCGGUAAGGGUAAGAUGCGUAAUCGUCGUUACACCCUCCGCCGUGGACCUCUCGUUAUCUACAAAUCGAACGAUGGCGUGGAACAGGCCUUCCGCAAUCUUCCCGGCGUAGAGCUAUGCUGUGUUGACCGACUGAACCUUUUGCAGCUAGCCCCGGGUGGUCACAUGGGACGAUUCUGCAUCUGGUCUCAGGCUGCUUUGGAAGAGCUGGACAUUAUUUACGGAGAAAAUGGCAAGCGCAUCCCCCAAGCAGCCAUGACCAACGCCGACUUGGCCCGUAUCAUCAACUCCGAUGAAGUACAGAGUGUCGUCAACCCCGCCAAACCUGGACAGAAGGACAACGCUCCCAAGCAAAAUGCUAUUCGUAACGUUGAGGCGUUGGAGAAGCUCGAUCCAUUUGCCGCCGAAAAGCGCCGUGCCCAAGCUCGCAAUGACGAGGCUCGUGCUUCGAAGAAGGCCGAAACUUUGGCGAAAAAGCGUGAUAGCCGCACGGCUAAGAAAGCUUUCAAGGAGCAAGGAAAAUCGUUCUAUGCAAAGGUGAAUGAAAAGCGAUAA